AUGACUAACCCGGAACUGUCCACCGCCAUACACUCGUACAAACAUGCUGUGUUGGCCUACCUCAACUUUGACUAUUGGGCCAAGAUCGUACCAGUGGCUGAGAAGGCACUGAAAACUCCACACAGAGAUACAGGCGAGAGCCUCACAGCCGGUCUGCUAGCUGUUGACUUCUUGACUUGGUCGAGGCAAGUCCAGCGAGGGAAGGAGAUGCUAGCCACAGUAGAGAGGGUGGCUGACGAGACAGGCCAAGCCUACCCAGAAUACAUCUCUAAUUUGUUGAAGGCUUAUCAAUCCUGCAUCAAAGCCACUGACUAUGAGAAAGCCUACGGCUACUUUUACCGCUCCUGGGCCACAGGGCCCCAUCAUGAGGACCUGUUCGCAUUGAAGAGAGCUCAAGUGAUGGCUUUGAAAUGCGGCCGAUCAGACCUCAUCCAUGAGGCCAUCGCGGAGCUCUAUAAAACACACAGCUUCAGUUUGUCCACUAUUCCCUUCAUGGCAGGAAUGGUAUCUUUCGGUUUAGAGCAGGCCGGUGACUACAGUGGAGCCGAACGUUUCAUAGUCUAUAUUUCCAAGUAA
This is a messenger RNA of Perkinsus marinus ATCC 50983, 576 nucleotides long. RefSeq lists its product as hypothetical. NCBI's taxonomy places the organism in Eukaryota, Perkinsozoa, Perkinsida, Perkinsidae. The record is from RefSeq and is a predicted model, not a curated record. The transcript has 6 exons. The coding region runs from base 1 to 576 and encodes 191 amino acids.